UUAGAGAGAAUGUCCACCAGCGAGCUUGCCUGCACAUAUGCCGCUCUAAUCCUCCACGAUGAUGGGAUUGACAUCACCGCCGAGAAGAUAUCAAAGCUGGUGAAAGCAGCCAACGUGAAUGUUGAAUCAUACUGGCCUAGCCUCUUUGCUAAGCUAUGUGCGAAGAAGAAUAUUGACGAUCUCAUCAUGAAUGUUGGAGCCAGUGGUGGUGGUGAGGCAGCUCCGGUUGCAACCAACGUUCCUCCAACUGCUCAAGCAGCUCCAGCAGUUGAGGAGACAAAGAAGAAGAAGGAGGAGGUGAAGGAAGAGAGUGAAGAUGACAUGGUAUUCGGAUUGUUUGACUAG
Messenger RNA from Thlaspi arvense, 345 nucleotides. The record is from the annotation of a GenBank genome assembly. Lineage: Eukaryota; Viridiplantae; Streptophyta; Magnoliopsida; Brassicales; Brassicaceae.